GUUUCAUGUGAAACCGGCGGAGGACACGGAGGUGACGACGACUUGCCCGACUCCGCCAGUACCGCACCAGAAGCGUCUUCUCCCCCCGAGUGCCGGAGGUCUGCCGCACAGGAGCCGCACGGUGUGUGCGGUACCAUGAGCCUCUGACCCCCGCGCCUGUCCUGUAGACGCCGGACCGCAGGAUGCGCCUCCUGUUCGCCGCCGCCGUCACCGCCGCCUCCCUCUGGCUGGUCUGCUGCCAGCUCCACGGGCAGGGCUGCCUGGACAACUUCACCAAGGGGCGGCCCAACUUCGUGCUGGAGCUGAACGACUCUGUGAGCAGCGGGGCGACCUUCCUGACGGCGCCCACCCUGGACCGGGCCCGGGACUGCCUGUCCGCCUGCUGCCGGGUCCCGGCCUGUAACCUGGCGCUGAUGGAGCGCGAGCAUGGCCACGAUGACGUCAUCCGCUCCUGCUUCCUCCUCAACUGCCUCUACAAAGAGGAGUUUGUCUGCAAGUUCGUGCGGCAGGAAGGGUUCGUCAAUUACGUCACACUUGACGUCAACAGCCAGUAUCUGCACCUGUGGGAAGAGAAGGAAGGAGAGGAUGAUCCUCCUAUAGCCCGAGUAAGCAGAGAUGUGAAGACCCAGCCCAACCAGGAAGUCACCUUGAGUGGGAUAGAAAGCUGGGAUAAAGAAGGGAUUGUGAAUUAUGAAUGGAGCCUGCUCUCCGGGGAUGCCGACAUUGUUUAUGAGCCAGUUGCAGACCAACCAGCUUACCUGCAGGUGUCCAAUCUUCAGUAUGGACAGUACAUCUUUGCGCUGGUAGUUACUGACACUGCGAGUCAUCAGAGCUCCGCCACGGUCACCAUCACUGUGCUAACCACGGAAGAAACUGAGGAAUACUGUCAUUCUCCCAAGAAAGUGGGUCGAUGCCGCGGUUCCUUCCCUCGAUGGUAUUAUAAUCCAGAGGCCAGUGAAUGCGAAGAGUUUAUAUUCGGAGGUUGCCACCCAAACAAGAACAACUAUGUCCGAAAAGAGGACUGUCGGCAAACGUGUGUAAAUUCUGCUGAAAGUGCAGAUGGUUCCGGGAAAGGACGGAGAAAUGAGCCAGUGUGUGACGGUAAAUGUCUGCGAUCACAGUUCCGCUGUGCUGACGGCUGCUGCAUCGACGCGGCGUUACAAUGCGACGAUGCUCAAGACUGCAAUGAUAAUUCUGAUGAGUCCUCCUGUGACAAUUAUGAUAAAGAAUUUAAGAAGUUGCAAAACUUGGACGUGCCAAACAAUAAAGCUCGGUGUGUGGAGUUGCCGGCUACUGGUCCAUGCCGAGCCAGCUUUUCUCGCUGGUACUUUGAUCCUGUAAUCCAGAAGUGCUUGGGCUUUACCUAUGGGGGCUGUAUGGGAAACCGAAAUAACUUUGUUCACGAACACGACUGUGAAGAGUUUUGUAGAGGAGUUACUGGUGAGGAUAUUUUUAGAACCAGUACAGAGGAUCCUAGUGCACAAGAAGGGGGUGUGGGCUCAGCUGAGGUAGCCAUUGCAGUGUUUCUUGGCAUCUGUAUCUUGGUUGUCCUUGCUGUAAUUGGAUACUGUUAUAUGAAAAAGAAGAAGAGCAGUAAGCGACAAGCAAACGUCAACAAUACUGUUGUACCUGCAACGGAAGACACAGAACACCUAGUAUAUAAUCGGACCACCAAGCCAGUUUGAUUAGCUGGUGCCAACCUAUGGAGAAAUGUAUUUACCAUUGGACUUAAUUCAACACUCCACACUAAAGUCUAGUGCACGGAGCUCUCACAUAGCCCCUUUGAGGGAAAAGACUGCAAAAUGUAUCACUUCCAUUGCCAAAUGGUGGACGCCAUAAACCCAGCAGUCAAGGGCGUAGGCAGAAUCUCUUUAUUCUUGGGGAGGGGGGGAUUUAGCUUCAUUUCUUUACAUAAUGUCAUUGUUUGGCUUUGUGCACCUGUCCACUGCUCGCUAGAAUCAGCCCCUUGUGAUACAAGCUCCUAAUUUAUGCAGCAGUAGACAAGUACCCAGUGACUAUGCAGCCAUGUGAUGUCCCAUGAUGUAACGACAUUACGUGGCACUUUUAAGUUAUAUAUACACCAUUCUAAUACUCCAUCUGACUAUACGGCGGCCUGACAUCACUUUAUUUUUUCAUUUUAACCUAUAAUGUAGAUAUAGUAUUGUAUGAAUUGUGUUGUUUGGUGACUCUUUAUAGUUUGAAGAGACAACGUUUCCGCUUUAAUUUCAUGAGUAAAUCUUUUUUAUAUAAAUGAAA
Bufo gargarizans (Asiatic toad) is the source of this 2256-nucleotide messenger RNA. It is a transcript of the gene SPINT1, whose product is annotated as serine peptidase inhibitor, Kunitz type 1. Gene Ontology annotation, molecular function: serine-type endopeptidase inhibitor activity; protein binding. The record is from RefSeq and is a predicted model, not a curated record. Bases 183 to 1685 code for a protein of 500 amino acids. Lineage: Eukaryota; Metazoa; Chordata; Amphibia; Anura; Bufonidae. The transcript has 10 exons.